Messenger RNA from Heteronotia binoei (common prickly gecko), 6260 nucleotides. RefSeq names its product protein tyrosine phosphatase receptor type T (gene PTPRT). The record is from RefSeq and is a predicted model, not a curated record. Gene Ontology annotation, molecular function: protein tyrosine phosphatase activity; protein binding. Gene Ontology annotation, biological process: protein dephosphorylation. The transcript is spliced from 35 exons. Gene Ontology annotation, cellular component: membrane. Bases 112 to 4608 code for a protein of 1498 amino acids. Lineage: Eukaryota; Metazoa; Chordata; Lepidosauria; Squamata; Gekkonidae.
CAGAUCCGCUCGCAACUCUCGGGGCUUUACCGAUGCAAGGGAUGUUGGCGAGGCGCGCCGAGGACCGGCUGGGCUGCGACCGCGGGAAGGGGAUGUGAACUCCCAGAAAGAAUGACGAGGAUUGCUACCGUUGCUCUUCUUUUGCAGCUGUUGCAAAGAGCCCAGGGCCAGGGCUUCGCAGGCAGUUGUUCGUUUGAUGAACACUACAGUAACUGUGGUUAUAGCGUGGCACUGGGGACCAAUGGAUUUACUUGGGAGCAGAUUAACACAUGGGAGAAACCAACGAUGGAUCCGGCUGUCCCUACCGGCUCUUUCAUGAUGGUGAACAGCUCUGGGAGGGCAUCUGGUCAAAAGGCUCACUUGCUUUUACCAACCCUGAAGGAAAACGAUACCCAUUGCAUAGACUUCCAUUAUUAUCUCUCCAGCCGAGACCGCUCCAGCCCUGGAUCAUUGAACGUUUAUGUGAAGGUGAAUGGUGGACCUCAGGGCAACCCUAUCUGGAAUGUCUCUGGAAUUGUUACAGAAGGUUGGGUGAAGGCGGAACUCGCUAUAAGCACAUUCUGGCCACAUUUUUAUCAGGUGAUAUUUGAAUCAGUUUCACUGAAGGGUCAUCCCGGAUACAUAGCUGUGGAUGAAGUCAGAGUCCUUGCCCAUCCGUGCAGAAAAGCUCCUCACUUCCUGCGGCUUCAAAAUGUGGAGGUUAAUGUUGGACAGAAUGCAACAUUCCAGUGUGUGGCUGGAGGAAAGUGGUCACAACAUGACAAACUGUGGCUACAGCAGUGGAAUGGCAGAGACACAGCUUUAAUGGUCACCAGAGUUGUAAACCACAGGCGGUUUUCUGCUACUGUCAGUGUUGCAGACACUUCGCAGCGCAGCAUCAGCAAAUAUCGAUGUGUUAUCCGCUCUGAUGGUGGAUCAGGGGUUUCAAACUAUGCAGAAUUAAUAGUUAAAGAACCUCCCACUCCUAUUGCACCUCCAGAGCUUCUAGCAGUUGGAGCUACCUAUCUGUGGAUCAAACCAAAUGCCAACUCCAUCAUUGGAGAUGGUCCAAUAAUUCUAAAAGAAGUGGAAUACCGUACAACCAAUGGGAAUUGGGCUGAAACUCAUAUUGUUGACUCGCCAAAUUACAAGUUAUGGCAUCUAGACCCAGAUGUGGAAUAUGAGAUCAGAGUUCUUCUUACCCGUCCUGGAGAUGGUGGGACAGGGCCUCCUGGGCCUCCACUGACAACAAGAACAAAAUGUGCAGAUCCAGUGCAUGGCCCCCAGAAUGUGGAGGUUGUUGACAUCCGAUCUCGCCAGCUGACAUUACAGUGGGAGCCAUUUGGUUAUGCUGUGACUCGCUGCCACAGCUAUAACCUGACAGUCUAUUACCAGUAUGUGUUCAAUCAGCAGAAAUAUGAGGCAGAAGAACUAAUUCAGACAUCAUCCCACUACACUUUGCGAGGACUUCGACCCUUCAUGACCAUCCGUCUGAAAUUGGCUCUUUCAAACCCAGAGGGCAAGAUGGAGAGUGAGGAAUUGGUGGUGCAAACUGAAGAAGAUGUUCCUGGAUCUGUUCCUCUAGAAUCUAUUCAGGGAGGGCCCUUUGAAGAGAAGAUCUAUGUUCAGUGGAAACCCCCAAAUGAGACCAAUGGGAUCAUUACACUCUAUGAGAUUACAUACAAGGCUGUUGGUUCUCUAGAUCCCACUGCUGAUCUGUCCAACCAGAGAGGGAAGGUCUUCAAACUAAGAAAUGAAACCCACCAUCUGUUUGUAGGAUUAUAUCCAGGAACUACAUACUCAUUCACCAUCAAAGCCAGCACAAUCAAGGGGUUUGGACCUCCUAUCACUACACGGAUUGCAACUAAAAUUGCAGCUCCAUCAAUGCCAGAAUAUGACACCGAUUCUCCUCUGAAUGAGACGGAGACAACCAUCACAGUCAUGCUGAAGCCAGCGCAGUCUCGCGGAGCACCUGUCAGUGUUUAUCAGCUUGUUGUGAAAGAAGAGAGGCCACAAAAGUCACGAAGAGCUGCAGAUAUCAUUGAAUGCUUCUCUGUUCCAGUGAGCUACAAAAAUGCAUCAAGCCUUGAUUCCCCCCAUUACUUUGCGGCUGAGCUGAAGCCAGUCAACUUGCCCGUCACCCAGCCUUUCACAGUAGGAGACAACAAAACCUACAAUGGCUAUUGGAAUGCUCCACUUUCACCACUGAAAAGUUAUAGCAUUUACUUUCAGGCUCUCAGUAAAGCAAAUGGGGAGAUCAAGAUCAACUGUGUCCGACUAGCAACAAAAGCACUAAUAAGUAGGCAACAGGUGACUACUCGAAAUCCGCCCAGCCUCAUGAGCACAGGAGCUUCGACACAGAAUUCCAAUGCUGUGGAACCAGAAAAGCAGGUUGAUAAUACUGUGAAAAUGGCAGGAGUUAUCGCUGGCCUUCUUAUGUUUGUAAUUAUUCUUUUGGGAGCAAUGCUUACCAUCAAGAGGAGGAGCGGUGCAGUAGAUCCAAGAAGAAAUGCAUAUUCCUACUCCUAUUACUUGAAACUAGCCAAGAAGCAAAAGGAGACUCAGAGCAGCACUCAGAGAGAAAUGGGCCCUGUUGCUACUUCAGACAAGACCACUACAAAGCUCAGUGCUGUUCAUAAUGAAGAAGCUUUUUCUUCGAGCUGCCAAGAUGUUAAUGGAUUCACACCAUCCUCUCCUUGCUCAUUUUCUGUCCAAAGCAAAACCCUUCAGAGCAAAUCAUUGUUGAAUUCCUACUACUCAGUAUCAUCAGACACUGUUCCAUCGACCACACUGUUAGACAGUAGCCAUGGGGAGAUGACUCAGCCGACAUUGACAAUCCAGACCCAUCCCUAUCGAAGCUGCGACCCCGUAGAAAUGUCCUACCCCAGGGGACAGUUCCAGCCAGCAAUCCGAGUGGCCGACUUGUUGCAACACAUCACUCAGAUGAAACGGGGACAGGGAUAUGGCUUUAAAGAGGAGUAUGAGGCUCUACCCGAGGGGCAGACAGCAUCUUGGGAUACAGCCAAAGAAGAUGAAAAUCGCAAUAAGAACAGAUAUGGCAACAUCAUCUCCUAUGAUCACUCUCGGGUCAGGCUGCAACUGCUGGAUGGAGAUCCCCACUCAGACUACAUAAAUGCCAACUAUAUAGAUGGAUAUCAUCGACCUCACCAUUACAUUGCAACUCAAGGACCGAUGCAAGAGACAGUGAAGGAUUUUUGGAGGAUGAUCUGGCAGGAGAAUUCUGCAAGUGUUGUCAUGGUUACUAACCUGGUGGAAGUUGGCAGGGUCAAGUGUGUUAGAUACUGGCCAGAUGAUACAGAGGUCUAUGGAGACAUUAAAGUCACCUUAAUUGAGACAGAACCACUGGCAGAAUAUGUCAUACGCACUUUUACAGUCCAAAAGAAAGGCUAUCAUGAAAUCCGAGAGAUUCGGCAGUUCCACUUCACCAGCUGGCCAGACCAUGGGGUUCCUUGUUAUGCCACAGGCCUCUUGGGCUUUGUUCGACAAGUGAAGUUCCUCAAUCCACCAGAGGCAGGGCCAAUUGUUGUGCACUGCAGUGCUGGUGCUGGGAGGACAGGGUGCUUUAUUGCCAUUGACAUCAUGCUUGACAUGGCUGAGAAUGAAGGUGUGGUGGACAUAUUUAACUGUGUCCGGGAGCUGAGAUCCCAGAGGGUCAAUUUGGUACAGACAGAGGAGCAAUAUGUCUUCGUUCAUGAUGCCAUUCUGGAAGCAUGCCUUUGUGGCAACACAGCCAUCCCAGUUUGUGAAUUCAGAUCCAUAUACUACAACAUCAGCAGAUUGGACCCACAGACGAAUUCCAGCCAGAUAAAAGAUGAAUUCCAGACCCUUAACAUAGUAACGCCUCGGGUCCGGCCAGAAGAUUGCAGUAUUGGACUCUUACCUAGGAACCAUGACAAGAACCGCUGCAUGGAUGUCCUCCCCCUGGAUCGGUGCCUCCCAUUCCUCAUCUCUGUUGAUGGGGAAUCAAGCAACUACAUUAAUGCUGCACUCAUGGAUAGCCACAAGCAACCUGCUGCCUUUAUAGUUACCCAGCAUCCUUUACCCAACACUGUACCAGAUUUCUGGAGGCUGGUGUUUGAUUAUAACUGUUCCUCCAUUGUGAUGCUGAAUGAAAUGGAUGCUGCACAACUCUGUAUGCAGUACUGGCCAGAGAAAACAUCCUGUUGUUAUGGGCCAAUCCAAGUGGAGUUUGUUUCUGCUGACAUAGAUGAAGAUAUCAUCAACAGGAUAUUCCGGAUUUGCAACAUGGCAAGGCCCCAAGACGGGUACCGUAUUGUUCAGCAUUUACAGUAUAUUGGCUGGCCAGCAUAUAGAGACACACCUCCUUCCAAACGCUCUCUAUUGAAGGUUGUCAGACGGCUAGAGAAAUGGCAGGAACAGUAUGAUGGACGAGAUGGGAGAACUGUGGUCCAUUGCUUGAAUGGCGGUGGCCGCAGUGGCACCUUCUGUGCCAUAUGCAGUGUGUGUGAAAUGAUCCAGCAGCAAAACAUCAUUGAUGUUUUUCACAUAGUGAAAACCUUACGGAACAACAAGUCCAACAUGGUGGAGACACUGGAACAGUAUAAAUUUGUAUACGAAGUUGCACUGGAAUACUUGAGUUCAUUUUAGUUCAUGAGGGCAGGGAGCUUUCCAAAUUCCAAGAGCCUUGAUGUUUGAAGAAUGCUAGUUCCCCCCCUCACUUGAAAGGAAUAUCGGGGUUAAUAGAGUAAAGCUCUUCAUCCUUGAGUGAGAGACUGGGUCAGUUUUCACUGCUGAAGGAGGAGAGAUCUGCUGCCAUCUGCUUUCUACAGGAGCCUCUCAUUUUUUAAACAGCCUAUGAUACAAAUUGGCAAACCAGAAGACAGGCUGGAAGAUUCUGCUUUCUAAUCCCUUCUGACCGCUUCUCUCUGCCAUUUUGGAUGUGCAUUUUUGUUUCUCCUUGAAUACAGAUGAAAAAAAAAAUACUGGGAUAAUCCACCGUCUUUUAGCUCCUCUUCCUAUUUUCCACAAAUCCUCACUUUAUGUUUUUAAUUUCAAAUAUCAGCCAUUUGGCAAAGGAGGAAAGCUUCAGUAGACACACGCUGAAGCUUUCAGCACCGUAAGCCUUUGUGAUCUGUUUUUCCAAAUGAAAAGGCCGUGGCCAUGAAGCUGUAAUUUUCUAUCUGCUGCCAUCAUCCCUUGAUUUAGAAGCCAGCCAUGGAACCAAGAAGCUGCUGUGAAUUUUCUGCCUCAGUUGCUAAGCAGUGCUGCUAGAUUUCCAGUAUUGUGCAUGGGUUGGUUACAUCUUAAUGGUUCCUAUUAGCUGCAGCUCUGGUAAAGCAAUUCUGUAAAGGCUCCUGAAUUGAGGACAUCCUAAUAUGACAAGCUUCAAGCUAUUAUUGUUCUUUGAUUUGUAAUGAAGCUAAUUUCCAUUUUACCUUUACGUAUUUGUUUGUGUGCAGUGUCUCUUUAAAAAGAGGUUGAAAUGGAAGGAUGAUCCUAAAAUGUUUGCCUGUAUUACAAUGCAUUGGGGCUUUCUCUCCAGCACCCAUAAACCUUUCUAUAAGGACCUGUCAUGUCAUGCAAUGUGGGAUCAUCAGGUUGGCAGGGUCGUCAUAGACUGGGUUGGCUGAUGUCAUGAAAGGCAUUGAUUCUAUAAGAAUAGAUAAUAGCAAUUUCCCACCUUCUUAUUAACUUUUGUAUGAAAACUCAAUAUGAGUUUCUAGUACAGUCAAAUCUAUUAGCACAAAACAGGAUUGCUAGUCAAAAUUCCCCAAAUAAGUGGUGUGAUGAAGCUGUAGUAUUCAGCCUAAGUAGCACAGGGUUGUCAUGGUUCAAUACAAGGCAGAGCACCUAGAAUUAAAUAGGUGUUCUCAGACAACACUCCAGCAAUGAAAUUCCUAAAUGGGACUUGGUAAAAUGGUUGUGAUGGAAGUUAUGUCCCUUUGCCAUUUAUACAAAAAGAUAGAAAUAUGUCAACAGUCCCAUAUUCUUAAUCCCCAACAUGAGAACCCAUUUGCCUAUCAAAAGAAGAGAACUUUAUGUAGAAGUAAGGAAGCAUGCCCAAAGAAGAUAGAUAGUGGGAAAGAUCGAAAUUAUAUACUACAGAGUUUUCUGUGAAGUCCCAAGAAGCUAUUCUUGGAAAUGAACAUCAGACGAUUCUGUUUUGUUUCUCGGGUCAACAAUUAUAUUAAGGAGCUCUAGAACCACUAGUAAACUGGUUAAUAUGAAGUGGCUGAAUUCCAUUUAAUUAUGAACAGUAAAAUCCUGUUGAAAUGAAGUAGCUAUUACAAUGCUUGAUA